Molecule: messenger RNA, 2903 nt
Organism: Callorhinchus milii (elephant shark)
Lineage: Eukaryota; Metazoa; Chordata; Chondrichthyes; Chimaeriformes; Callorhinchidae
Gene: nol6
Product: nucleolar protein 6 (RNA-associated)
Exons: 22
Coding region: 93-2903 (936 amino acids)
Biological process (GO): tRNA export from nucleus; rRNA processing
Cellular component (GO): UTP-C complex; small-subunit processome; CURI complex
Source: RefSeq, a predicted model, not a curated record
GUGAGUGAGUGAGUGAGACAGUGUGUGUGACAGAGAGAGUGUGAGAGGGGCAGCACCAGACCCUGCACCACAGUCAGGCAGGGAGAGAGGGAAUGAAGAGAAAACUCAAGGAGAUCUCUCCGCAAGGUGCUGAGCAGGAGGUAAUUGAAGAGGAAGAUGAAGAGGACAAAGAAGAAGAGAGGAAAUCUCAAAAGAAGAGAAAAGAGAAGCAGACGCCAGAUGCCGGAGUGAUAACAGUUGUUAAGAUGAACAAGAAGGAUCUGUACAAGCCACCGACCAAUGAAGAACUCAAUGAGCUGAAGGAGACUGAGAGCCUCUUCCACUCCAAUCUGUUGCGGAUGCAGAUUGAGGAACUUCUGAAAGAAGUGAAAUUGAAAGAAAAGAAACGCAAGGCCAUUGAUGACUUCCUCCACAAAGUGAACAGACUUCUUGCCAACAUCCCAGAAACACAGCAAGUUGAUAUAACGGACCAGUCGUGGCUUCCUGAAGGGGUUAAAGUUCCAUUCCUUCAAGUACCGUACAACGUCAAAGGAAAGUUCCGCUUUCUGCCUCCCGCCUCUGCAAAGGUCGUUGGAAGCUACUUGCUUGGAACUUGCAUCAAACCGGAGAUCAAUGUGGAUAUUGCCAUCACGAUACCGGCUGAAACUCUACAAGAGAAGGACAACCUGAACCAGCGCUACUUCAGGAAGCGAGCGCUCUACUUGGCUCACAUCGCCCAUCACCUGUCCGGGAAUGAGCUCUUUGAAUGGGUGAAGUUUGGCUACUUCAACAGCAACCACCUGAAACCUGUCCUGCUCCUGCAACCGCGAGGUAAUGAUGAGAAGCUGGUGACGGUCAGACUUCACGCCUGCGCUCCUGUUGGUUUCUUCAAACUGAGCCGCUUCCAUCCCAGCAAAAAUCAUGUUCGUACUGCCUGGUUCCUCGAGCAGCCUGCCCAGGAAGGAAGUGGCGAGCCUCCUACGCCUCACUACAAUAACUCGGUUCUGUCUGAUCUGGUGAUGGAGCAGCAUCUUCACUUCCUCUGUAGCUCUGCCACCGAUUUCCAAGGGAUGAAGGACGGCAUCGCCAUUUUGAAAGUCUGGCUGCACCAGAGAGAGCUGAGCAAGGGCUAUGGCUGCUUCAGUGGGUUUCUUGUGUCCAUGUUGGUGUCGUACCUGCUCUCAAGGCGUAAACUCAACAAGAUGAUGAGCUGCUGCCAGGUGCUUCGCAAUUGUCUCCAAUUCUUGGCUGCAACAGACCUGACUCAGAAUGGAAUCAAUUUUUCCUUGACCAGUGAUGUGUCAGCGCCAUCGCUUGCAGACUUUCACCAGGCCUUCGAAGUGGUUUUCGUGGAUCCUUCCGGCUUUGUAAAUCUCUGCGCUGACAUGACAGCCAACAAAUACAAAGAGGUUCAACAUGAAGCUAAAAGAUCUCUGGAGAUUAUAGAUGACAAAACCAUGGACGGGUUUGAAGCGCUGUUGCUAACACCGAAGCCCCUUCUUCGAACAUUCGACCACGUCUUUCAUCUGAGCAGCCCAGUCAAGUUGCAGGGAGGCUGCCAAAAGCUGAAGCUGCUGAACGAGUUGAUAGACCGCGGCGGAAACUAUGUGGCUGCCAUCAUGCCUCACCUCCUGUCACUCUUAUCCCGGGGCCUGGGGCAGAGGACUCACCUUCUCGCUCACGCUCUUCCACAGAUGCACGAAUGGCCAAUAACUGCGGAGCCUCCGAAGCACAAAGACAUUGGACAUCUGUCGUUUGGACUUUUACUGAACCCUGAGUUUUCUACCAAUAUUCUGGAGAAGGGACCCCAGGCAGACAGCCCUGAGGCCGCAGAAUUCAGGAAUUUCUGGGGAGAGAGGUCGGAGCUGAGACGUUUCCAGGAUGGCUCCAUCUGCGAGGCCGUCCUGUGGAAGGGUGACAACGCGUGCGACCGGCGUCUAAUCCCAGAGCAAAUCAUCGCUCACCUCCUUCAGCUACAUGCAGAUCUUCCAGCAUCUUCACUCUGCUAUGUUGGUGGUCUAUUGGAUUCUGUCAUCAAGAUGGGAAAAGAGCCGGCAGGGUCUGGAGAGGAGGAGAACGUCCGGGUGGUAAAGUCGUACGACGACCUGAGUCGAAAGCUCUGGAACCUUAAUGGACUUCCUCUGACAAUCACUUCGGUCCAAGGCACACAUCCUGUAUUCCGAUACACAGAUGUUUUCCCUGCGUUGCCGAUAAAACCGGAUAUUUCUUUCUACGUAAAGGAUAAGAAGAGUAAUUGCUUGCUCCCUUCUGUUGACAAGCCAUGUCCUGCAUAUGUCCCGGCACUGAAAGUUAUAUGUCAUAUGGAAGGAAGUGGAAAAUGGCCUCAGGAGAAAGAUGCUCUAAAACGGAUCAAAGCAGCAUUUCACAUCAGACUGUCUGAGCUGCUUCAUCAACAGCAUCACCUAACCUGCCAACCUUCAGUCACUCACCUUGAUGUGUAUAAGGAUGGUUAUGUUUUCCGAGUGCAAGUGGCCUACCACAGGGAGCCUGUCGUUCUGAAGGAAAUCCGAACGCCGGAAGGUUUAUUGAAGAGUCAGGACACCAAGGAGUCCCUGCAGCUGGAGCUGGAAACCAUUCAUCUCCCGUAUCUGACCAGCACACUGCACGGGCUACAGCAGCAGCAUUCUGCCUACAGCGGAACCUGCAGGCUUGCCAAACGGUGGAUCAGCGCCCAGCUGCUCAGCGAUGACAUCGGUGAGGAGAGCAUCGACCUCCUUUCGGCCCACCUCUUUCUGCAGCCGGCCCCUCACUCACCACCUGCAUGUCCUCAAGUGGGCUUCCUUCGGUUUCUAAAUCUCUUGUCGACGUUCGAUUGGAAGAAUAACCCGCUCAUUGUGAACCUGAAUUAUGACCUAAAAGAAACAAAAUUGGUUAUUCUCAUUAUGAUCAGCAUUUUCUCCUGA